Molecule: messenger RNA, 555 nt
Organism: Nematocida ausubeli
Lineage: Eukaryota; Fungi; Microsporidia
Exons: 1
Coding region: 1-555 (184 amino acids)
Source: RefSeq, a predicted model, not a curated record
AUGGCGCAGCAGGAAAGAGGAAAAAGCAAAGAUGUAAAUGCAAAGAAACUGCCCGCUAGUAUUAGCUCUAUUCUGAGCGACCAGGACGAGCUUGGCAUAGACAACAUUCGGCUGAUAGACUAUGGGGGGAAGGAUGACGAGAUGUUCAAAGACCUCUCAAUAAACGACCCAGAGGAUAUAAGCGAGCUAGACAUGACAAAGAUAUAUGAAAACGAGCUGGAGCAGAGCGACGACGACUUAGACAUAGGAGAGGAGGAAAUAAAGAAAAUAAGGGGUUUCGAGGAGAGCAUAGACCAUAAGUCACGGCAUAAUACACAAAUGUUUGGCACCCUAUACCCGCACAUGGACACAGCGUACAACUCAAGAGUUGCGGAUCUAAAUAGUGACGUGGGCAACGACAUAUGUAAGGAGAACAUCAAGAAGAUAUACAGCUAUCUAAAAGAGGACCAGAAACAGGAAGAGGAAAUACAGGCAGAGAUAGAGAAGACUCUUGAGUAUAUUCGGCGAAUGAAAGAAGCUGAGAAGGUAAGCGGUAAUUCUUCAUCCAAGCUAUAG